Molecule: messenger RNA, 2462 nt
Organism: Saccoglossus kowalevskii
Lineage: Eukaryota; Metazoa; Hemichordata; Enteropneusta; Harrimaniidae
Product: pyrroline-5-carboxylate reductase 2-like
Biological process (GO): L-proline biosynthetic process
Molecular function (GO): pyrroline-5-carboxylate reductase activity
Source: RefSeq, a predicted model, not a curated record
CGACCAAUCAGCAUCGUUCGUUUGCUUCGUUCACUGCCUACGGACUCCUGUGUCAUUUGCAUUGGAAAUCAGUCGACGUCUAGAUUCCUUUCUUGUGACACGAGAUUUUACUUCUGCUUUGCUUUGAUAUAUGAAGAGUAAUAAUCAAGUUUUAGUUAAGAGUACAGUCAGUGCUCUGCUUUUGUGAAGAUACUUAAAUAUCAAAGAUGCCAAUAGCCAUCGUAGGUGCCGGCAAGAUUGGGCAGGCGAUAGCACGGGGAUUUGUUCGAGCAGGUCUUGUGUCAGCUGAUCGUAUAAUAUCCAGCUCCCCUAGUCGUGAAUGUCUUACAGAAAUGGGGAGACUUGGUGUGAGAACAACAUACGACAACAUGGAUGCUGUAAAACCUAGUAAUAUUGUUUUCCUCGCUGUAAAACCGAACAUAAUGCCGGCAGUUCUUGAUGAAAUUGCUCCAGUUAUCAAUGAACGACAUCUUGUAGUUUCGCUAGCUGCUGGCAUUACAAUUGAUUUUUUAGAACAGAAACUGCCAGCUAAUGCAAGAGUGAUUCGUGUGAUGUGCAACACUCCUUGUAUAGUGGGGGAAGGAGCCACAGUGUUCUCCAGAGGAUCAGCUGCAAAACAAACCGACUCUAUCAUUGUUCAGAAAUUUUUUACAAGUUUAGGAUUUUGUGAUGAAGGCGAUGAGUCGAUACUUGAUGCAGUUACGGGAGUCAGUGGAAGUGGGCCAGCAUACGCAUUUUGUGCUAUUGAUGCAAUAGCAGAUGGUGGUGUCAAAAUGGGGUUGCCUAGGCAUCUAUCAAUCAAACUAGCUGCACAGACAUUAUUGGGAGCUGCUAAAAUGGUGUUAGAAACUGAAAGCCAUCCAAUGGUUUUGAAAGAUGACGUUUGUUCUCCAUUGGGCACUACAAUCUCUGCAAUUCACAAACUUGAACAACAAGGCUUUAGGAAUUGUCUUAUAGAUGCAGUGGAAGUUGCUGCUUUGAAAUCAAAAGAAAUUUCUGUAAAAAAUCAACAAAAAACUCAACUGAAGCAAGAAUACGAGGAAGAUAUCAAAUCUGCUGCCUUUAUCCAAUAACCACCAAAUAUCAAUUUACAAAAACUUCUGUAAACCAGGGUUUUGAGAACUUUUUCUGCUGCAUGCCUGCAUGCUGUAUCUUCAUAGAACUGAAUUUAAAAUUGUUUUUUUUUUCACUUUGCUGCAUAAAAAUACUAUUUAUUGUUUUGCAAUUUGGUUCUACUGUUUAUUAAAUUAGCAAAACAUUUUUCUUUCAUAUAAAAAAAAAUUAUAUUUUAUCUCCUUUUACUGAAUAUUUAACUAUGAUAUGUGAAAUUGUAUACAUUUUCCAUAUUUACACAAAAUCUGAUAUCGAGAUAAUUUGUAUUUCUUACAUUGAUUUAUAUUUUAUAUCCUUUAAGCUUUUCAUUUCAAUGCUAUUCUUAAGUUUACAUCAUGGCUAUCCAUAAUUUAUUUAUUUUUACUUAUUUUAAGUAAUUAUACCGUUUCUUGAUGAAACCAAACAUCUUUGCUCCUGUGGAGCCUAUGAAUGUGCGUAUUCAUACGCAUUUGUUAUUUAUUAAUCGUUAAAAGGCCACUUUUUGAAAGUGUACUGCAGGUGAAUUUGUAUUUAGUUCAUUUCUGGAAAAUUUACUUAAUGGCUCUCGUCUUAUCGAGCUGCUUGCAUUCCUAAUACAUGUACUGUAGUGUGCCUUGUAUGCCAAUAUGACGCUUCACUGGUGCACAUGGAUUUGAUGUGAUGAUACAACUCGUUGACUAAUUCGCUGGUGCUACAGAAAAUCAUACAUUAAUAUAGAUAUCUUGAAAAUCAUCUUGCUAUAGUUGCACUAUUUGGUAAAAUAAAAUUCACAUUUUAUUAACAAAAAAUGUGUUAACUGCAGAAAUCUGGUGGCACAUUUUUUGUUUUUCAAAAUAAAAUUGCACAUUCCAGUAUGGGUGACUUUGGGUACAAUCAAAUGUUUAUGCCUGAUUUCCCAAGGGGUUGUGCUUGUGUGAAUUUUACCAAUUUUUAGUUUCAUCAAUAAUGCACCAAUGAAUUAGCAUAACUAGUGGCACGCUGUAGCGGCAUAGAGGGCGCACUACAUACAGAUAUAUUUUGUAUGAAAUUAUUUCAGUAAAACUUAAUUGACAGUGACCUGAAUGUAACUGUGCAAUUUACACAAAUGUUUUUGUAAGGAGUCGUCUUUAGACAAAUUCUGGAGUUAAUUAUUAAGAUAUUAUUGAAAGUGAUCAGUGUAUACCAACAAUCAUUGAAGUGAACUGGUUUUGCAGUUAAUCAAAUUGCUAUCAUGACUGUAAUGCACGCAGAUAAGAAUUGUAUAACAACUUAUUUCCAUUAUGUUGGAGACAACAAUAUUUUGAGUAUAUACAUCGAAAUUGUACACAACUUUUGAAAAUUAUUUUUUUCAGAAUAUGCUGAAUAAAGCUGUUUUGUAUUUUCACCCAGAA